Hordeum vulgare subsp. vulgare (domesticated barley) is the source of this 1861-nucleotide messenger RNA. Its product is annotated as extensin-like. The record is from RefSeq and is a predicted model, not a curated record. NCBI's taxonomy places the organism in Eukaryota, Viridiplantae, Streptophyta, Magnoliopsida, Poales, Poaceae. The transcript has a single exon. The coding region runs from base 93 to 1655 and encodes 520 amino acids.
CUGAGCUCGCACCAAACCCUCUUCCACCUCCGUUAAAACCCUACACCACCCAUCGCCAAGCUACUCACACCAUCGAUCUCACCAUCAUCGCCAUGGCGUCUUCUUACCUCGCAAUCCUAGUGCUGGUGCUACUCUUGCUAGGGUUCUCCGGCAGCGCCGUCGCCGUCGCUUCCAGCUACAUCGUCAGGACCACCGAGCAGCAGAUCAUCGCCACCGUCGCCCCGGCCGCCUUCGCCGACGCCGAUGACGGCGGCCAGAGCGACGCACAGGGGCUCCCUUUCCUCGCGUCCCCCUCCGGGUCGUUCGCCGCGUACCUCCGCCGCGCCGCCGUGGGCGAUGGCGGCGGCAACGGGGACGUGUGCUACGUCGAGGUCGUCCAGCAGCAGGGGGGCGGCGGCGGGACCAGCAGCGUGUGGGAGUCGGACUGCACGCCGGUGGGCGGCACCGAGACCUGCGACCUGGCCUUCUCGCCGGUGGGGCUCGAGCUCUUCGCCGGCGGGCACUCGCUGUGGGACACGGCUGUCGACUCCGACCCCGCGAUGCUCAGCCUCGACGGCGCCGGGGACAUGAGGAUCGUCAGCAGGGACGGCGUCACGGUGUGGAGGACGAGGGACGAGCCGUGGACCGGGUGGAGGUGCGGCGCCUCGGCCUUGCCGGUGUCCUCCCCUUCGACGGCCACCGGCGCGAAGCUCCUGACCCUGCCGGCGGCGACGUCGACUCUCGCCAGCCCCUGGGGCUCGGGCUUCACUUUCGGCGACCAAACCGCGCCACCACUUGACACGUUGCCGGACCAGAUGCUGCCGCCGCCACCGCCAGCUGACGACGACGACGAUUCGGCCGGCUCGCCUGACCUUGUGCUGCCACCCCCGCCGCCGCCGCCGUCUGACCCGUCAACGGACUGGCCGGACCUGCAGCUGCCUCCACCGCCGGCGGACAUGUACCCGAUCCCCGAGUCGCCGGAACUGCCUCUGUACUCGUCGCCACCGCCGGCAGACAUGCACCCGAUCCCCGAGACGCCAGAACAGCCUCUGUACUCGUCGCCACCGCCGUCGGACACGCACCCGAUCCCCGAGACGCCGGAACGGCCUCUGUACUCGUCGCCACCGCCGUCGGACACGCACCCGAUUCCCGAGACGCCGGAACAGCCUCUGUACUCGUCGCCACCGCCGGCGGACACGCACCCGAUCCCCGAGUCUCCUGAGCAGCCUCUGCACUCGUCGCCACCUCCAGCUCCCCCGACCCCCUCUGACCCGCCCCAGACGCCACUGCCACCCGUCGACACGCCCCCACUCGUGCCAUCUCCCGGCGCGGGCAUCGCCACGCCACCGGCUUCAUCGGGCGAAGACAACGUGCCACUCUCGCCACCGCCUCACGGCACGCCGCACCCGCACCACCUUCCUGUAGGAGCCUCACCGCCGACGGUGCCGGGCGCGGUGGCGCCGAUCAGCGGCGGCCAUGGCCCGCUCCCGCUCGGGCAGGGGCAGCAUGGGCAAGGGCAGCAUGGGCAAGGGCAGGGCGUGUUCGGGCAGCAGCAGAACCAGCUGCUGAACGGCGGGGGGCAGCCGCUGGAGGACAGCGCCGGCGGGUGGUCAGGCAGGGAGCGCGGCGUGAGCCUGGCUUGGGUCGCCCUGGUGGCUCUGGCUAUCGCGUUUUAGUGUUUCACAUCGUCCUCGUUCUCAAGUUUGGGGCACAUCACUUGUGUAGUUUUGUUUUCUGGGUUGGGUUCGUUCUGGGGCUAAGACAUGUUUGUUGCUAAAUUAGUUAGGGAGUUGUGAUUGUGUUGAUGUGUUGCAUGUAUCGGCAGUAUGUUCAGGUGUUUCCUAUUUUUUACUUUUAGCAGAUUUUCUUUAUCUAUCCUUAA